Vollenhovia emeryi is the source of this 2585-nucleotide messenger RNA. RefSeq names its product GTP-binding protein Rit2 (gene Ric). Gene Ontology annotation, cellular component: plasma membrane. The coding region runs from base 384 to 1082 and encodes 232 amino acids. Gene Ontology annotation, biological process: Ras protein signal transduction. The record is from RefSeq and is a predicted model, not a curated record. The transcript is spliced from 5 exons. Lineage: Eukaryota; Metazoa; Arthropoda; Insecta; Hymenoptera; Formicidae. Gene Ontology annotation, molecular function: GDP binding; calmodulin binding; GTPase activity.
GUGCUUGGAACCGCGCGCCGGGACGCGCGCGCGCGUCUCGAUCCCCGCGGCUGUCACACGCUCGCCGCGAAUCUGUCAGGCACGGCGGUCCGCGCAGCGAUGGCCAGUGCGCGUUCCGGCCGCCCGACGACGAGUCAUGCCGCGCGGCACCGCGCGCACCUGAGCCCCAACGUGCUUCGCCCGCGCGUCAAAGAUGAGUCACGGCGUCGUCCACGACGCCCGUCGCUCAGCAGCCGCCGUCAACAACACGGGUGUGUCCGUUGAGUCGGUCGCGCUCCGACGCGGCGCGGUCAAGUGUGCCAGCCGCCGCCUCGUCGUAGGCUGAGGGGUGUAUCGUUACGCGCCUGCCGCGCGCCGGUACGCAAGGCCGGACGGCCGCCGCGAUGACGACGGCGGCUGGCAUCCCGCAGGACAGAAACGCCGCCUGCAACGGCAAGGACGACGUGCCGGCGCAGUCCGCCCGGAGCAGGCCCAGGGUAUACAAGAUCGUCGUGCUGGGCGACGGCGGCGUUGGCAAAUCAGCUGUUACCUUGCAGUUUGUCAGCCACAGGUUCCUGGACUAUCACGAUCCUACGAUAGAGGAUUCGUAUCAGACGCAAGUGGUCAUCGACGGUGAGGCGGCUCUCCUGGACAUCCUGGACACAGCUGGACAGGUGGAGUUCACAGCCAUGCGCGAGCAGUACAUGAGAUGCGGCGAGGGCUUCAUGAUAUGCUACUCGGUAACGGAUAGGCACAGCUUCCAGGAGACAAUGGAGUACAGGAAGCUGAUAUCACGCGUGCGAGCCAACGAGAAUAUCCCUCUGGUGCUGGUCGGCAACAAGUUUGACCUGCAGCAUCAUCGAAAGGUGACCACGGAGGAGGGCAAGGCGCUGGCGGAGGAGCUCGGCUGCCCGUUUUACGAGACGUCCGCCGCCCUCAGGCAAUUCGUAGACGACGCGUUUUUCUCCCUGAUCAGGCAGAUCCGCUCCAAGGAGAGAUCCCGCAAUUCACACCGCAAGCGCAGCCGCUGGUGGCGAAUUCGCUCGAUAUUCGCCUUCAUCUUCCGGCGGCGGAGACACGCUUCUUCCCAUCGUGCCCCAUAAAACUGGUUUUUGAUGAGAUUUCUUUACAUCGUUCUUCAUAGACCGCUGAGCCGAACGUACGGUAGCAAUUGCGGGAGUAAUAUCGUAGCAGACCACAACGAAAUAGAUAUUACCUAUAAUUUUUUUUAAUUAUUAUAGUUUACGCGACGCAUAGUUACCCUUGUUUCGAGACUGACGAACUUCAUCAACAAUUUCACUGCCUUACCAUUGACCCCAGUGCGUAUUUUCAAUAUAGAGCAAAGUGAAAUUGUGUCAAACGGACUGGAACGCGCACACUUUGUCUUCAUCUUAGAUCUGAGAUCUCGGAAUUCAUCAUUCGCGCUGCUCAAUUAAAUAAACAUAGAGCACGAUGCAUAAUAGAUUUACACCUCCUGUGAGGGAUAUAGCGUAUAUGUGACUUCCAGCUUUCUAGAACGGCGAUUUCUUCCGUGAUAUUUAUUUAUCUCGAAGGCUGUUAGUGUUUAUUCGAGUCAGGUUUCGCGAAACAUCAGUGGCGAUAAGUGGACACAAACGGAUCCUAAGGCAACUAACUUGGAAUAAGUAAAUAUUUCACGAGUCUCCGAUGGUUACGGAUGACUUUUAAAUUUUAGUUUAUUACUAAACAACAUUUGUGACCAAAGAAAAGUAUAUGAAACGUUAAUGCCAAGAAAUGAUUCUUGGCGAUGCAGGAUAUUAUGCAAAAGCUUUACCACAUAACUGCAAUUUUAAAACGGAUAAAAGAUUGAAUUCUAUUUAUUUCAAUUCAAUUUUAUGUAAAUAUAUAUGAAAGACUACGCUGCUAUAAAUUAUGGAUGAAAGCUAUAUUAAAAGUUGCAGUAAGUUGCAAAGUUUAGAAUUGUUAUGCAUUUAGUAUUAAUUACCGUUAACGUGACGCGCAUGAUCUCUAAAAUAUCUCGAAAAGACAUUUCUCUAAAACAUACAAAUAUGUCUGCAGACAUGAAUAAUUGAACUGGCAAUAAAAGUAAAUAUUAUAUUAUUUCUGUACAAGCACAAAGGCUCAGAAAAAAAUAUCACGUAAGCUUUAAUCGGAACUCGUGCAUGUAUGUGGCAUAAAUGUUAUACUUCAAUUCAAAGAGCGUUUGAGUACAGUUUAAUAUUUACUUGAUUAGUAAUAAAUGUCCUAUGCAGCUUGUCGAAUAUGUACAUAUACUAUGUAAUAUGUAUUUUAUGUAUAAUUUUUUUUAAAUUAUUCUCAUCAGUCAUCGAUUCAUUUUUAGUCUGAUUUUUAGUCGUAAAUUAGUGUGAUGAGACUUGUAACACUUGCGGUAAGGAAAAGUCACUUUAACAUAUAAGACAUGCAUACAAAUAACAAUCAUUUAGACGUAAAUCCGCGUAGUAAUUAUUAUCUAGUCGUUACUUAAUUUUUCCUAGUCACAUUUUGUAUUUUGUUGUAAUAAUGUAUUAUUUUAGCCAUAGAUAACCGUUGAUUAAUGCACAGUUUUAAUAAUUUUAAUGUUUUGUUACGUAUUACAAUAUUGUAAAUGUAUAUAUACAUAUAUGUGU